Durusdinium trenchii is the source of this 1425-nucleotide messenger RNA. Lineage: Eukaryota; Dinophyceae; Suessiales; Symbiodiniaceae. The record is from the annotation of a GenBank genome assembly.
AUGGAAACACCUCUGAAGUAUUUGUUGCUCUUCACUGGCUUCUCUGCCUGUGCCCAGUUCGACUCAGGGGCCUUGGCGGCCUUUGAGCGUUUCCUCGCCAAGGACAUGCGGCUUACCACUGAGACCGUGGGCUUUGUGAAUGCCCUGGAAUAUGUGAUGCUACCACUAGCAUCUCCACUGAUUCCAUGGUUUCUGCGCUGCUGCAAGGUGAAGACUGUCCUGCUAGUUUGCUUGGUUGGAAAUAUGCUCGGAGUCCUCCUCCUGACCUUUGCCCCAAUGCUGCAGGAGAAAGACCCCAAGGAGCUGCAAGGCCUUCACAUGAUGGUGAUCUCCAGGGCUGUUUCUGGCGUUUGCCACGCAGGCAUCGCCGUUUACGGGAGCGUUUGGGUGGACCUCUUUGCGCCCAAAGACUCGGCCGCUUCAUGGCUGGGCGCCAUGCAGGCCAGCUCUUUGGUGGGACUGGUGAUCGGUUACACCGUGGCAGGCUACUGGGGCGAUUGGGUUCCAGUCUUCUUGCUGAACUGCCUUUGGUUCCUGGCCACCGGCGUGGGGAUCGCCUUGACGCCGGCGGCUUUUAUGAGCGACUCCCGAGGGCGUAGCAGCUCUGAGCCGCGGCUCUCCAUGCUGGUCUCCACACCUGGCGGGUCCUUCGUGGGAGAUGCCCCAAGCGGUGCUGGGUCACCCACCAGCCGGGAUGAGAGCCGUGUGUCGCUCCGGCGUUCUUCCGUGGAGACGGAGGAGAGUGUGAUGCUGUUUGCCUCUAUGGCGCUCUGCGUCUCAUCCUUGUUCUUCGUGUCUGGAGGGCUACAGUUCUGGGCCAUGCCGUACAUGGAGCAGCUUCGGUUGAGGGAGGCAAUGACCUGCUCGGUGGAGGAAGCCAACGGGGUGCACUCACUGGUGGUCACUCUCGUGGGUGCCACGACCUUGACGGCACCCACCUUCGGAGUCUUCGUGGGUAGCCAACUUGUGGACCGUGUGGGCGGCUACAAGAAAGCUGCGCGCUCCACCGCAAAGCUCUUGGCCGGCGGUGCGGGUUUGGCGAUGCUGUUCGGACUCGUGGCCUGCUUCUGUCCCAACUUCUGGUUGGCCGUCGCUGCCUUUUGGGUCUUCAACAUGUUAGGUGCCGCCUUGAUGCCGGGCGCCUUUGGACUCAUGUUGGGCGCGGUGCACGGGCACCGGAGGCCCUUGGCUUCGGCGCUGGCGCAACUUCCGAUCAACUUGCUGGGCAUGGCCGGCGGUGCUUUUGUCCCGGGCUGGAUCGCCGGUUGCGAGCCGCCCGAGACGUCACAGCCCUGCAAUCAAGGCUGCGACUACGCGGUGGGCCUCAGGACGCUUCUCUUCGGCCCUGCCUUUGGCAUCGUCCUGUUGGGCGCCGCACUGCUGAUGGUUGAGGCGACCCAGGGCAGCAGUGGCUUGGUGAGGUAG